This is a messenger RNA of Glycine soja, 860 nucleotides long. RefSeq names its product thioredoxin H9-like. The record is from RefSeq and is a predicted model, not a curated record. NCBI's taxonomy places the organism in Eukaryota, Viridiplantae, Streptophyta, Magnoliopsida, Fabales, Fabaceae. The coding region runs from base 197 to 634 and encodes 145 amino acids. The transcript has 5 exons.
GCAUGGACAACUAAUCUAGUUGUAAGGACUAAGGAGCAAUAUUAGUCGAGCCUAGCCGAUGAUGUUAUAACUAGAGAGGCAAACAAUUUAAGAACUAGAGGUCAGAACUAAUUUGCUACUUUCCAAAACUAUGUCAACUGAAAGUAAGCAAGAGUAUGGAAACAUAUUUUUACAAAGAUGAGAAUACAGCUCCGAUAUGAUGAGUAAAAACGAUGUUAACAGAGGUAACAACUGGAUUAAGGCUCAUGCGGAUGAUGAUUCUGAUCAUAUUGUGGAGCUUGCUUCUGGGAAUGUGCAACUUAUUACUACCAAAGAAUCUUGGGACCAAAAGUUGGAUCAAGCGAGGAAGGAGAGUAAAAUUGUAAUUGCAAAUUUCAGUGCAACAUGGUGUGGUCCUUGUAAGGUGAUUGCACCACAUUAUUGCGAGUUGUCCGUGAAAUACCCGUCUAUCAUGUUCUUAUUAGUCGAUGUGGAUGAACUAGCUGACUUCAGCACUUCGUGGGACAUCAAAGCCACACCAACUUUCUUCUUUCUUAAAGAUGGAAAAGAAGUUGACAAACUUGUAGGAGCCAACAAGCCAGAGCUGGAGAAGAAGAUUGUUGUGGUUAAUGAUGUAGUGCCUCAUAAGCAAUAGUGAUUGUUGUGGUAUAUCUAUUCAUAGAAGCUUUGCUCUUCCCUUCUCUCUUCACAUGGUAGUGCGUAUUCUGCAUGUAUUCCCGUGACAUUGUCAUUGCAUUUCUUUUUAAAUGUAAAUAUGACGUAUCAAAUGAAUGUCUUGUACUUAAAAUUUCAACAUGAAUUGAUGUCGUUGGUACCUUUGAAAUAUAAUGAAUUGAUGUGCCUUAUGGUUAUUUGAGUCA